CGCGUAUAUAAUAGCACGUAUUGUGUAGUUACAUUUAUCAUAUAUUGCAUAGUCUCGCACUAUAUAACCUUGAGUUAUAUAGUUUCACAUUAUAUCAACACGUGUUGUAAUCUGAUAUUGAUUACGAACAUAAAUAUGUAAACAACAUUUUAAAUUUACCGCUGUUUGAAGUCGAAGUCGAAAUCGAAGUCAAAGUCGAAUCAUGAAUCGAACCAUUCGAUAAAAGAUAAUCGAUAAUGAAUGAUCUCGGAGCACCUUUCACGAGAUAGGUUCCUAUCUGUGAACUACGCUUUGUACUUGAUUUGUCAAUAAUCGAGGAUAAAGUUAAAUGCCGGAUUAAUUUGUUCGGCAUAAUUUAAAUAAGUUUAAAAAGGAAAAAGAGGAGUCCAGGAACAAUGUGGCGUGUCCCGAAAUUGGCUCUUCGGGCCGAAGCCUUCCUUGUUCGGAUGAAAGUAUUAAUACUGAAGAUUGAGACGGUUUAACCGCAGAAUACUUUUCUCGAGUACUUCUCAGUACUUUUCCAAACAAUUGAACGUCUUCUCCAGGGCUGGAAAUCUUGCUGUUAAUUUGUUUUUUCAAAAAUGGCAUCACAGAGUCAAAAUGAUACGAACGUAAGUUCAACUAUUUCACCGGCUAAUGGAUCGUCCGGAUCAUCGACGACCAUCUCGGUCUGCACUACGAAGAUGCAGUCACUGGAUUCCAUGCCAUCCUCACAACCUUAUCAACAACAUUCAUCGCCAUCGUUGUCACCGUCACCAUCACCGUCGCCGUCGCCGUCACCGAUGCAACAGCACCACCAACAGACUCUGCAACCCAGCAAUGUAGAGGCAAUUGACAAAAAUUCUUCCAAUACAUUAAAACGUAAUCCAAAAAUGGAACUAAGCAAAACUGAUUUAUUAAAAUUGUUAGGACAUCUUGAAGGAGAAUUGCAGGCAAGGGAUAUUGUAAUAGCAGUAUUAAAGUCAGAGAAAUUGAAACACCUGUUAAGUACUAAAUACUUGAGUGGAACUUUAGAUCCACAUGCUGCGCUUGCUCGUGAUGUAGUAUUAGUAGGGGGUGUAAGUGAGCAUGAACCAAAUCAAAUAGAUAAACAAGUUGCUACUUUAGAAGCACUUGUAACCCAACAAAGACGUAUGCAGUCUAAGAUGACCAAAAUUCUUAAGGAAGCUGAACUUAGACAUAGAGCAGUUAUCAAAGAAUUGGAGGAAGAAAAACGGAAACAUGAACAUGAUACUGCUCAGGGUGAUGAUAUUACUUAUGGAUUGGAAAAAGAAAGGACUCGCUUGAAAAAGGAAUUAGAAUUAGAGAAACAAGAAAAAAAAAGACUGGAAUUAGAAUUAAAGAAAGCAGGGGAAAUUUUAGAAGAAGAAAAAACAAGACAAAAACAAAUAGUACUUCUUCUACUAGCUGAACGUAAAAAAAUAAUUAUGAAAUAUAUAGAAGAAAGAAAGAGAUCUGAAGAUUUAGCACAGAUUUUAAGCGAAGAAAAAGUACGGGUAGAUUCUAUGGCUGAAGGAUUGGAAGAAGAAAGUAAGAAAUCAUUACAGAUGGAGGCAGAAUUGGAGAAACAGCUUGCACAAUUUGAUAUGGAAAGACAGCAAUAUAGACAAGCUUUAGCAAAAGAGGAAAAAAGAGUUAAAGAUCUCGAGUUAGAAUUAGAUAAACUUAAAAGUGAAAUGGACGUGUGGAAAGAGACUCAAAUACGAGGAUCUCCUAGAGGAGUGGGCACAAUUCCACCACCUCCUCCAGCCAAACCAGCUAACUUAGUUGCUAUGCCUACAGUUAGGCCUGCUAGUGCUCCACAGACAAUUAGAAGCACAGUGCUGGGCACUGAGACACCAAUGGUUAGUAGUAAAGUCGUUCAACCCACUGCCACGGUAUCUAGUGUUCCUGUCAGCGGUCCAACUACUGGGAUUGCUAGGUCAGUAACUCCUGGACAAGCAUUACGCGGAGUCUCAUACACGUCCAAUAUCACGUCUUCUAGUGGAGAAAGUGCGGCUACUUCUGAAACCCAGGUAAAUUAUCCUCAUUUUCCUCCUCAUUCUACUUUAAUCUAGGGAUAUUAUACGUUACAUAUUUAUGCAUACAUUUAUUGUAAAGACUUUUUUUCAUAAUAUAGCUUUAAUAAUAUUAAAAUUUCUUGUAUGUAUUAUUUUCGAUAUUUUAUGUUGACUUUUAAUAUAUUAUCGUUUUAUGCACCAAAUUUAUACACGCACUUUAGAAAGGGUUUUAAUAAUAAUUAUGUUUAGACGAAAAAGUAAAAUAAUAGUUGGAUAAUGUACACAGAUAUAUUUUUAAUAAUUGUAUUAUAUAAAAAUUGAUAGAACUUAUUUUAGAUACAACUUUCUUAAACAUAAAAUUUGUUUAAAAAAUAGUAAAACUGUAUAUUGACGUACUGCUUAACGAAUUGGCAGUAACUUCUGUCUCUUUUUAAAGCUACCAAGAUAUACAUAAUAGAAGUGAAUUAUGUAGGAUUUCCAUUAUGUUUAAACAUACCUAUUGAAAUAAUCAUACAAACGGUACUUUGAACGUGUUGCAGAUUAUUUGUUAUCAUAAGUGUUUUAUAAAUAAAAAAAAUAUUGGAAAAUUUUAUUAGACGAAGCGGUACUGUUUGAUACUUUAUAUACGCAUUAUAAUCAUAUAAGAUCUUCUAGUCUUAUAUUUUAUUAAACAUUGAAUGCUACAUAGAAUAUUCUUAUUGCAUAAUUGUUGCAUGAUAAUAAUAAAUAUAAAUACAUUGCAUUAUCUCUUUUUUAGUAAGCACAAUUAUCGUGCAUUUUUUAACUUUUCUUACUAUUUUUAAUAGAUUAAUAUAACAAAGAGAAACUGCUUUGGGGUAAAACUGGUUUCUUCUUUAUUUUAAUACGCGGGUAUGUUAUCGAUUAUACUUGUUGUAAUAAUACAUCGGAUACAAUAGGUAUAAUCGUUCAGCUAGAAAGAAAAAAUCGAUGUAUAUAUUUCAAAAUGAUAGUACAUUAUAAUCAUAAAAUACGUUCUAUA
Megachile rotundata (alfalfa leafcutting bee) is the source of this 3000-nucleotide messenger RNA. It is a transcript of the gene Naus, whose product is annotated as cortactin binding protein N-terminal like nausicaa. The record is from RefSeq and is a predicted model, not a curated record. Lineage: Eukaryota; Metazoa; Arthropoda; Insecta; Hymenoptera; Megachilidae.